CAGAAGCCUUCCCUGGACCAGAUCAAUCACUUCCUGAAGCCGCUGGUCGACGAGCUUCUCGUACUCUGGGAAACCGGAGUUUUCUUCUCUCGCACCGCAAACUAUCCCAGUGGACGACUCGUUCGUUGUGCGCUCAUUCCGCUGGUUUGCGACCUUCCGGCAGCACGUCAGACGGCGGGAUUCGGGGCUCAUAACGCGAAGUUCUUUUGUAGCAUGUGCCAUCAGAAGCGGUCCGACAUCGACGACCUCGACAUCUCUUCCUGGAUUCCGCGAAGCUGCGAAGAGCACCGGGAAGCUGCUCAAGCCUGGAAAGACAAAGCGACCCCCGCUCAACGCGAAGCUGCAUUCAAAGAUAACAGUACACGAUGGUCAGAACUACUCAACCUGCCAUACUGGGAUCCUAUCAGCUACACGGUGAUAGACUCGAUGCACAACCAUUACCUCGGCUUGCUGAAGCACCACUGCCGGAAGAUCUGGGGGAUGAACGCUUCGAGCGAGGACGCGGAGGAUCCCGAUGCUGCCGGACCUUCACCACCUUCUGAAGAGGACUUAUCUAUCGGCCUCGGCCAUCUAUAUUCCGGGACCAACGCUCAGCUAGCCUCUUGGAGUAGCAUGAUGGCGCAUAUUCACGCCGAACUUCGCAACACCGAGCUACCCUCAUGGAUCAACCCGGUUCCUCGUAAUGUCGGUACGACAUCUCGCGGCAAGCUCAGCGCCGAUCAAUGGCAUAUCUUCUGCGUCAUCAACCUCCCAAUCAUCCUCAUCCCUAAAUGGGCGCCCAAGGGCGGAAGGUCCGUGGAGAUGCUGGAAAAUUAUAUGCAUCUGGUGACCGAGGUCGUUGUGGGGAGCCUACUCGAGAUGUCCGAAGAAGCCAUCACUCUCUAUGAGACGUCUGCGCUUGCGUACCUGAAGACCACGCGGCAGCUCUACGGCAUCUCGUUGACGCCGAACCAGCAUAACUCCCUCCAUAUUCCCUUCUUCCUGCGUCUCUUCGGCCCUCUUCACUCCAUCCGCACGUUCUUCUCCGAGAGAAUGAACUAUCUGUUGCAACAGCAGAACACCAACCUCAAAUUUGGU
Messenger RNA from Trametes versicolor FP-101664 SS1, 1077 nucleotides. RefSeq lists its product as uncharacterized. NCBI's taxonomy places the organism in Eukaryota, Fungi, Basidiomycota, Agaricomycetes, Polyporales, Polyporaceae. The transcript is spliced from 2 exons. The annotation marks the transcript as partial. The record is from RefSeq and is a predicted model, not a curated record.